UCACACGUCUCGCCCGGAGUAUGAGGUUCGUACAUACUUCAUAAUAGUGUUGGUAUUGCCGUCUGCCGAGUGCUGAUGCUAGACGGCCAGUACGCCCCGUACGCCACCUUCUCCCAUCCGUAUUCCGUCGGCCGUCAGUUGUGUUUCGUCGCUAGAGCGCUUGCGUAAAUCAGAUAUUUCUGACAGAGAACGAGCAAUAACAAUGUGCGCAAUUCACUGAUAACGCACGACUGUCGUGAUCUAGUUUUUUUGGUCAUUUUUCUCUAGUUUUUUUUUAUCUAUUCCGUGUUUGGUUGUUGGUGUUUCGUGAAAACGGUCCACUCAAAAAUGUCAAACCGACCGGUUAUUUGACAGGAUUCGUACAUUUCGCGGUACCAAGUCCUAAUUCUAGCCACAAGCAUACGUCUCUAGCUUUCUCGUUCGCUGCAAUAUCACCUUCGAUCAUUGCCGUCCAUUCAAAUGGAUUCUAUCCGGAAGUGGUUUUACAAACCUAAAAAAGGGGACCGCUCCUUGUUGGCUCAGUUUUUUUAUGCCGAUGACGAACUGAACGCAGUUGCAGCAGAAUUGGACAGUUUUGAUGGUAAAAAAGAUCCACAACGAUGCACUGCCCUUGUAAAUCACUUAAGACAAUGUCAAGACAAGGUAUUGACCAUUUGUAUAAAAAUAAUGAAUGAAUUAAUACCUGGUGAACGAGCUAGUCGAGAUUUCCGUGUCAAAUUUCCAGACGAUGUAAUCCAAGAUAACCUAGCGGGACAGUUGUGGUUUGGUGCUGAGUGCUUAUCAGCGGGAUCGAGUAUAAUGAAUAGAGAAGCUGAAAGUGGAGCAAUGAGACCAUUAGCUCGAGCAUUAACCAAGUCAUUGGAAAAAGUCCGUGGCUUAUUAAGAGACGCCAGUCUUUGUAGUGACCAAACGCCGCCGUGUCUACGUAACCUAGUAUCAUCCUUAUGCACUUUUGACCACUUACUAGCCGAAUUUGAAUUGCGAUAUGUAUCGGCAAUGGUUCCUGUUAAAACUGCUCAUGAAUACGAACUGCAACAGCUUGUAGUUGUUUUAUUUUCAGAAACCCUCCAAAGAGCUCUCGUCAAAGGUCUUUUACGUCAAGAAAUGGUGGAUGAUUAUGAUCCUGCUCUUAUGUUUACCAUACCUCGUUUGGCUAUAGUAGCUGGUCUGCUAUUCUAUCCUUGCAUAUCUCCUUUGUCUCUCGAUCAAAACCCUUCAAAUAUGUCUGAUAUGUUCCGUCCAUUUCGGUCUUUAUUAAUAAAAAUUCGAGAGCUCCUGUGGACAUUGUCGGAUAAAGAACUUUCAACUUUGGAAAGAAUGCUUUGUUCUUCGGACGAAGUCAAAUUUGAUGAAAACAUAAAGAAUCAGCGCUCAAUGUGUCGUGAUACAAGUGAUGAGGAUUCUGAAUGCCUUUCGUCCAGUACUACAGAGUUAGUAAUGGGUAGAAAUGUUACCACAAUAGAACAUUGCAGUACUAAGGGAUUCCCUUCGUCAUCACCUCAAGACUUAAUAAAUAAUAAUCCCUCAACUAAGAUUACUAAGUUUGAAUCCACAAUCAUAUCGAAAACAAAUGAUCUUCAAAAUAACGAAUUAAAAAGUACCGUCGCGUCCAGUACAUCUAACGAGUGUUUGGAAUCUACCAGUGUGCCAGAUUCUGACCUAACCGAAUCUUUAGCAACUGCAACUGAAGCCUUAACCGAAAUAUUAGUAAAAACUGAGUUACAUAAUGAAAACAACAACAUUAAUAUGGCAUUAGAUUCAAAUGGUAAUAACUCAACUACAAAGCAACAUCCUAAUGUUUCGAGUAGCUCUACACAAACCGACUGCCCACCAUCCAGUUCCGUGCACAUGUGUUGUUGUAAAGAAUGGAAUUGUUGGAAAUCAUCUGAUGACAGAAAAGAAAGGUGCACUAGUUCAGUUCACUGCCAAUCUAAUCGUUGUAAUCACAGAAGAAAGAAUUUCGACAAUGAUGUUAUACAAGAAAAUACAAAUUGUGCAUGUAAUGUAGCUAGAUACAGUAAAAAUUGGAGAGAGUUGCGAAAAGCGACUAACAAACGUAUCAACGUUCUUAGUCGUUUACAAAGUUUUAAUCGUAAUUCUAAACCUGUGAUAAAAAAACAUGAAAUGUGUUCGAGUUGUUCAAGUUGUACGACUUCGUCAGCUGAUGAAAGCGAUGAGAGUAUAACUGAUAGCUCAUCAACAGAUAGUUCCUCAAAUUUUUCAUUGCGGAAACAAAAUGCACGAGCAAAAUUUAGGUCUGAUGAAGACUUGCUGCAUCGAUUAUUUGUUUGCAUUUCUGGUGUAGCGGAUCAGCUUCAGACAAAUUUCGCUGGCGAUCUACGCAAUAUACUGAAAGCUGUGUUUCUCAUGUCCAACUCCAGUUGUAGUACUGACAACCAUCAAAGUGCAGAAAUUAUGUCUGAAAUUGAAAACUCAAAUGUUAAUAUUGAAAACGGAGAAGAGGCACUUGUAUGGAGAAGUGAAAAUAUGGUCGGCGACAUUUCAUCGGUAACAUCAGAAACUCCACCACCAUGGAUACCUGAUAACGAAGCUCCGAUAUGUAUGUCUUGUAAAGCGAUAUUCACAGUUGUCAGAAGACGCCAUCAUUGCCGAAAUUGUGGAAAAGUAUUUUGUUCACGCUGUAGUUCAAAUUCUGUGCCGUUACCUAGGUUUGGACAUUUGAAGCCGGUGCGUGUGUGUAAUAGAUGUUUCAUUUAUCAGGUGACUCCAUUCACGUUGGAAUCCUCGAUCGGACCCGUACCGAUUGUGAUGCAGUCCUAAUAAAAAAAAAUUAUCAUUUAUUGCAUUGCACUUUUUCCUCACAUUCCAAAGAAAUAAAGAAGAAACAUCUUUAUUUUUGUGUUACCAUUUUAUCUUAAUUGACUGUUAGUCUCUUCUCUUCAAACACUUUUGCUAUAAGUCUAUCUCUGAAAAAGCCUUCUGUUCCUAAAUAAGCAAAUGUUAGCUUUACGAAAAAGUAAAAACAUUUAAUACUAACCAUUUAAAAUUUAAAUGAUAAUUUUUAAUUGAUAGAUAAAUGAAAUACAAUUAUUAUUGCCAUUGAUUAUUAUUACAUUGUUAUUUUCUUUGUAAUAAUAAUUAAUUUUGUAGAAGAACGAUUACCCUAAUUGUAAAUGCGUAUAAUAUUACUCGAAGAAAUUCUUUUUUUAUAAAUAAUAGCUCAAUAAUGUAAUAUAGCUCAUUUACUAUUAUUAUUUUGGCCUUUUAAAGUUAUAUGAGAUUAAAAAAUAUUAUUAUUAAAUGAUAAUUUUCUGUUUAAAAUGUUAUAGACAUUACAAUUGAAAUACUAUCAAGAAUAAUAUUCUAAUUUAUGUAGAGAGCACUGUAUUUUUAUAUAUGAGUAAACAAAAAUAAUAGUUAAAUCUUAGUUCUAAUCAAGUAAAGCUCAUUUAAAAAUAUUGAUUCAGUCGAUAAUCUGUUUAUGUCGAACAACAAUGGCUGUGGAAUUAAUUCUUACUUUGAGUUUCUUCAAUAUUUAUAAUAAAAAUAAUAGAAAAAAAAUGAUUUUACUAAAAUAUUGAUACGGUUUAUAUUAUUAAAAUUUAGCUUUUAUUAACUUUUAACCGUCAUAUUAUUAUUGUAGAGUAAUUAUUGUGAUCACAUCUUGUGCAAUUUAAUCCGCAAUAUAGCAAUUUUUUGGUUGAAUUAUAAUUUAAUGUUUUGAGUUUGAACAGAACACAAUUUCUGUGAUAGUUGUUACAUUACUAUUAUAAUCUUACUUAUUGUUAAUUUUUCUCCAUUGGACAAAAAAAACCAUAACGUAAGACGGUACGUUUAUUAUGCCUGAAUAAAAUAUAAUUUAAAGUAAAUAGUUAAUUAUAUAGAAUUUUACCUAGUUAAUUGACCAUCAAUAAAAUGAGCAAUUAAAAUUGGAAGAAUUCAUUUUUUGUCAAAAUCUAAAUAAUAAACUGAACAAGUUAAAGUUUUGCAUGUAUUUUAUUUUCAUAAUAUUGUAUUUUUUUUUUUUUUAAUAACUAGAGUACGUAUGGAAUUUGUUUAUUUUUAUAAUCUUCGUUGAUAAUUUUAAUCAUUUUUCAUUCAGAUAUUUUUUCUUGUCGCUUUUAUUUUUAAUGUGUUAUAAAUAAAUUUAAUAUAAGUGUGAUACAGAUUUUAUAGUUUUUGUUUGACAAAGAACAGAUUUAAUGCAUAGUGCGUUUUUGGUUUUUAUACUUCUAAUUUCUUGUAUGUAGUAAUAACCUAUAUAUAUUUUAAUUUAAUCUAAAUUAUAUUUUUAUUUUGGCUUACUCACAAUUUUUUAUGAAUCGUGUAUUGUGUCGUCAAAUAACGUGAACUCGAAAACGAGUGUUUUGUACUGUAAUUAAAUGUUGUAUCAGAAUUAUUUUUUUUUCUUCAAUAAUUUUAAGUACUAUUUAUUAAACUAUAAAUAGUUGUUUAUUGAUUUUCGGUAUUCCUGUUAGACAUUAUCUAAGAAUAUGUCAUAUUAUUAAAAAUAAGGUCAAGACUAUAUUAAAACAAUUAUAUUACAAGUUCCGAAUUUUAAUAAUCAAUAU
This is a messenger RNA of Adelges cooleyi (spruce gall adelgid), 4532 nucleotides long. RefSeq names its product lateral signaling target protein 2 homolog. Gene Ontology annotation, molecular function: metal ion binding. Gene Ontology annotation, cellular component: early endosome membrane. The transcript has 11 exons. The coding region runs from base 460 to 2781 and encodes 773 amino acids. NCBI's taxonomy places the organism in Eukaryota, Metazoa, Arthropoda, Insecta, Hemiptera, Adelgidae. The record is from RefSeq and is a predicted model, not a curated record.